AUGUCCGACUCGGGUUCUGUUAGUCGACUGACUGGUGGCACUCCGAACCCAGAGAUGUCCAAUCCGGUCCUAGGUCCACUGGGGUUUCGUCCCUUCAACAUGGAUUCACCCGGUUUCCGACCCGGCUUCAGCUCAUUGUUCCGUCCUACUGCUCACGAGGCUGGUGUAUCGCACACUCCAGGUAGUACUGGAGACGGAUCAGCCCCGUGCACUCCGCUAGCGCAUUUGUCCCUCUCACCGGCUAGCUUAGACUUGUAUCCCACUCGAGUGAUAAAAUGUUUGGAUGUUCAUUUAUGCCGUGAAGCUGGAGAAAUGCUUCCACUGGCAGUCAACGAUCGGCUAAAACACGGUCGACACUUCACUUUUCUGAAUGCGCACUUUCCAGACCACGCGAUUACACUCGUUCCCAAUGGAGUUUCCGGUGCAUUAGUAUCAGAGGAAACACCUUACGUGGCAAGGGGACCGUGGUUACAGGUAAGCUUGCCGUAA
This is a messenger RNA of Echinostoma caproni, 489 nucleotides long. Lineage: Eukaryota; Metazoa; Platyhelminthes; Trematoda; Plagiorchiida; Echinostomatidae. The record is from the annotation of a GenBank genome assembly.